Messenger RNA from Dermacentor silvarum, 636 nucleotides. Its product is annotated as zinc finger protein 678. Gene Ontology annotation, biological process: regulation of transcription by RNA polymerase II. The transcript has 3 exons. NCBI's taxonomy places the organism in Eukaryota, Metazoa, Arthropoda, Arachnida, Ixodida, Ixodidae. The coding region runs from base 1 to 636 and encodes 211 amino acids. The record is from RefSeq and is a predicted model, not a curated record. Gene Ontology annotation, molecular function: DNA-binding transcription factor activity; RNA polymerase II cis-regulatory region sequence-specific DNA binding.
AUGGCUGCAGACGACAACGCCAUCAUUUUGGGAUCCGUGUACUCCUUAGCGGAGUGCGUUGAGCCCCUUCCCGAUGAGGAGGUCAGGAUACAGUGCCCGCACUGCUCCUACAACUGCACGAACCGCGCCUACCUGCGACGCCACAUUCGGGUGCACACGGGCGAGCAGCCCUACCACUGCACUUUCUGCUCGAGGAGGUUCAAGGACCGCAGCAACCUCAACCGGCACCGGCGCUGCCACACUGGCGAGCGUCCGUACGAAUGCGAACACUGCGGCCUGCGUUUCAACCAGACCAGCUCCCUCAAGACGCACUGCGCCCUGGAAGUUCUCUGGAACGCGAGGUCGCGGCUGGCCCUCGACACCAUCCGCAACCGGCGCCUGAUCCAGUGCGACCAGUGCAACUACCGGUGCAGCAGCCGCAGCUACAUGCGUAUCCAUGCACGGGUGCACACGGGCGAGCGCCCCUUUCGCUGCAACAUCUGCCCGAGCGCCUUCACCGACCCCAGCAACCUCAACCGGCACAAACGCUGCCACACGGGCGAGCGGCCGUUUGUGUGCCGGCACUGCAAGCAGCACUUCACCCAGAGCAGCAGCCUGCGGACUCACAUGCUGUAUCAACACGGGCACAUAGAGUGA